Messenger RNA from Rhipicephalus sanguineus (brown dog tick), 6901 nucleotides. RefSeq names its product phosphatidylinositol 4-phosphate 3-kinase C2 domain-containing subunit alpha (gene Pi3K68D). Gene Ontology annotation, biological process: phosphatidylinositol-mediated signaling; phosphatidylinositol-3-phosphate biosynthetic process; cell migration. Bases 301 to 5193 code for a protein of 1630 amino acids. Gene Ontology annotation, cellular component: phosphatidylinositol 3-kinase complex; cytoplasm; plasma membrane. The record is from RefSeq and is a predicted model, not a curated record. The transcript has 3 exons. Lineage: Eukaryota; Metazoa; Arthropoda; Arachnida; Ixodida; Ixodidae. Gene Ontology annotation, molecular function: 1-phosphatidylinositol-4-phosphate 3-kinase activity; 1-phosphatidylinositol-3-kinase activity; phosphatidylinositol binding.
GUGUUUGCAACUUUUCAGUGAGCAAGCAGGCAAGCAUCUGUGGCAGCAUCGCUUUUGUGGGAAGUGUUGUGGUUUGGGGGUUGGUGUGUUGCAAGGCUUUUGAAUCAAGAUCACUUGGAGCCGCUUCGACAUCUUUGAAUGGACAUGUGAUCUACCCGCGAUGAACGGCGCAGUUGACUAACACGUCCUUAAAGAGUUACGCGGCGGCAAAAACCGCGUCUUCUCUUAGAGGAGGAUUGCUUCUGUGGUGAUGCCGGAAAAACCAUGACGUUCGUUAUGUGAGCUCGCGACGUCGAUGCCAUGGCUGACGGGGGCCGAGACUUUCCUGCGCCGAACCUCCCACCGAAGGCGUUCUCCGUCAAUAUCGGAGGGUCGAGGUCGUCAGCAAUGUUUUCGCUUACGGAACCACCUCCUUUGCCGCCACGCCGAAGCGUCUUCUUUGGUAAAUGCAACGGGGCUGGUGACCUGUCAUCUGUCCCACCAGCUCCAUCUUCCACAUCAACUUGGACAAGUUCAGAUUUUCUUAGUUUUAUGCACCAACCAGGCAGAGAAGGGGACACGAAAACCAGCAUAAAGUCAAUAGAAGCCCUUUUCCUCGAGGAUGUGAGCUCUAGGAGCACCACACUCCGGCACCAUUCGUUGACAACUAGUUCAGUCGUGUCCACGCAAUUUGCCUCUCAGCCAUUCCCAUUUGCAGCUGCUGGUCAGCUGCCAGGCCGCGUUGGUUCACUCGCUGGCACAGAGAUGACUCACAGUAACUCUGCACCCAACUUCAACAAUCUGUCUUCCAGCUGUAAUCCCUCACCUAUCCACACAGCAAGUCAAAGCUCGUCGGUGCUUUCAAGGACAGAGAUUGAAAGGAGUAUGUUCAGCGUGCUUCGAAAGAAGCAGGACAACAACCUCAUUGACUUUGGUGUAGAUGCAGAGCUGGCGAGAAAGCGGGAAACCCUUAAAAAAGCUGGGGACUCGCUGAAUGACCUGCUUGACCUGUUUGAUCCACUACGAGAGAACGAGCUUGAAGAAAUUUCAACUCCUGAAGAGUCACCACCAAAGGGUCCUCCAGAGGGAAAGAUGGAAGUGGUAGAGACACCACCCCAGAUCCCUCCAAAACAUGGGGGACCGGCACAAACACAGCCGCCAUCUUUGCCAGCAAGUAGGAGUUCGACUGUCGAAAGGCCUGUUUCCAAACAGGGUGCUACAAGCAAAGGGCCGAGCGUGGAACUUGGCACUUUGAAGGUAGUCCGCCAUGAAGUGUGUCAAGGGGAGGAGGUUGAAGCUUUCUGGGCUAAAGCUAAGCAGCUAAGAUCAGAGUUCACGUUUUAUGAUCACCAUACCAAUGCUGGUCUUGUCAUCAGCCCAACUUUGAAAAACAAGUGGGGAAAAAGCCUCAGCAUAAAGUUGGAAAUCACAACAAGCUUUUCAGAGAGGCCCUUCUGCUUCACAUGUGAUGUAGGAACCAGCGUGGAGCAUGUAAUUAGCAACACUGUGUGCUCCUUGAAGGACGAUUUAUCGGACACUGCACUGGAAAGUUACGUACUGAAAGUCAAAGGGCUUGCAGAAUAUUUUACACGUGACUCCGCAUUGAAAGACUAUGAAUAUGUUCACCAAUGCUGCAAGUUUAUGAAGCCAGUUUGCCUGACCCUUAUAGAGGUCCAAGACCUCAGUAAGCCGUGGGCGCGGACAUCAAGGGAUGACAGUGAAUUCUACGAUGUCAAGGCAUCAAGCCUGCUUCCUCAGCCAUCAGGACAAGUUUCUUUUGAUUCAGUGUCUAUAUUACUUGAAACCUUCCACAAAGAGGCUAAGAAGGUACAGAUGGGAGCCUCUGCUGGUUGCUUGCAGCCAAAUGGAGCUAUUCAGGCUGUGAAGGCCAUUUGUUCCACACUUUCAAGGAUUGAAAUAUUGGAGAUUUUGCAUGCUGUGGAAGGGUUAAAGCACAUUUGCAGUCAGAUGCCUGAGGUGAAUGGGUUUCAUGACAGCUAUCUCAAGGCAGAAGACUCACCAAAUCCAGCACCCACAAAUUGUGACCGUGUUGCAGAAGUUGUGUUCUACUCAUUACUACAGUUGCAGUCUGCAUUGCGCACACUUGUAGAAAUCUACUGCCGCAGCUUUCGUGUUGACUUUUCAUUAACUACGGCUAGUGAAAGCAAACCGCAGUGUGAAGUACGCCCAGUCACUACAUUUCAUGACACCUUUCUUGUAAACAUUGGCAGCGUACAUCAACUGAAACCACACUGGAUUUCAGACUAUGAGCAGUUUAUCAUAUCUUGUGAGCUUCGCUAUGGCUUGCAUAUAUUGUGCCAAGGGGAAACUCGAAGUGUAAAAGCAAGUCGAAACUUUUUUGAACUUGUAGUUUUUGAUGAGUGGAUUGAGAUGAGUGCAUUUAUGAGGAACCUUCCACGGGAGACUGCUAUAUACUUCGCACUGUUUGGUGUGAAGCCAUCAGCUGAAAACAGGCCACCAGAGACACCAGCAUCUGAACGAGUGCUUUUGGCAUGGACUGGGCAGGCGCUGUUUAACAGUCGGCGCGAGCUGCUUCAGGGAAGUCUCUUUCUUGGUUUUUGGUCACCAGAAGUGGACGAGAACAGUGGUCCGCCACAGAGCAAUGAUGCAUUUUCCUGUCCGGUUCUUCGUCUGCAGUUCCCAGAAUUUGACUGUACUGUAGUCUUUCCGGAAGUGCCAGAGGAUAUCAUUACUACUUGCAAGGCAACCACGUAUGCUCUGGACAGUGUGGUGAUCCAAGAACUCACCGAUGUACUUGAAAAGGACCCUCUCACCAUUCCGAGUUCUGAAGAGAAAAAAUUAUUCUGGGAGCACCGUCAUUACAUCCUUGAAGUUCCACACCUCCUUCCUAAGGUGCUUCUGUCUGCACACAGCUGGAGUUGGCCUUUUCUGCCUGAUCUGUACUUCCUUCUGACAGAAUGGCGCCCUGCUUCUCCCAUUAAUGCACUGACUUUGUUGCUGCCACUGUUUCCCGACUAUGAAGUGCGAAAGACAGCAGUCAAUUGUAUCAAGAAUAUUGGCAGUGACGAACUCUGUGAUCAUCUACCACAACUAAUCCAGGCAUUGCGCUUCGAGACAUGGGAAGAUGCACCUAUCACAUGGUUCCUCUUGGAACGUUCUCUGACUAGUGUGCGCGUUGCCCACCAGAUGUUCUGGCUGCUCAGGCAAAACCUUGACAAUCCACUCACACUUAAGCGGAUGAAGCUUGUGAUUCAAACACUGCUAGUCAUUGUAGGCAAGUCUUUCAGAGACAUUAUAGAGAAACAAGAAGAGCAUCUAAAUCAGCUUUGCAUCAUUGCUGAAAGCAUAAAAGACACACGUGAGUCACUUCGCCUGGACAAGCUUUUGCAAGACAUGGCACAGAUCCACAGUAUGAUCGAGGACAACCCUUCUUGCCUUCCGCUCAACCCAGCAAUGGAAGUUUGUGGUGUGGACGUCAAGUCUUGCUCUUACUUUACAUCCAAUACGCUUCCCCUCAGGAUAGCAUACAAGAGUUCAGAGCAAGGGGCCAAGCCCAUUCACGUGAUUUACAAGGUUGGAGAUGACCUCAGGCAGGACAUGUUGACACUUCAGAUGAUACGGAUAAUGGACAAGUUCUGGUUGAAGGAAGGCCUUGACCUGAAAAUUAUAACCUUCAACUGUGUUGCUACUGGCAAGCGUAAAGGCAUGGUGGAAAUGGUUACUGAAGCAGAGACACUGAGGAGGAUCCAAACGGAGCAUGGGCUCACUGGUUCAUUCAAGGACAGGCCUAUUGCUGAGUGGUUGCAACGACACAACACGUCUGAAUUGGAGUACCAGCAAGCUGUGGAGAACUUUACACUGUCAUGUGCUGGCUACUGUGUAGCCACAUACAUCCUUGGAAUCUGUGAUCGCCACAAUGACAAUAUCAUGCUGAAAACAUCUGGACACAUGUUUCACAUUGAUUUUGGGAAGUUUCUUGGUGACUCUCAGAUGUUUGGCAACUUCAGGCGUGACAGAGCACCGUUCGUUCUUACCUCUGACAUGGUGUAUGUCAUCAAUGGUGGCGAGAAACCUUCCAAGAAGUUCCAGAUUUUCAUUGACUUGUGCUGUGAAGCAUUUAAUAUUGUUCGCCGUAACAGCAACAUUUUCAUCACCCUCUUUGAGCUGAUGGUCACAUCCGGAGUCCCUGGGGUCACCGCAGAUGCUGUCAACUUUGUUCAGAAGUCCUUGUUACUUGGCAGCUCAGAAGGAGAAGCAACUGCACACUUCACCAGGCUUAUUGAAGAGAGCCUACGUUCACGGUUUACGCAGCUGAACUUCUUUAUUCACAACAUUGCACAGCUUCGGUUCACUGGGGACCACAACGAUGGACUGCUGCUUUCCUUUGUUCCUCGGACAUUCUCCAAGGAUUCGGAUGGCAGGAUUGUGUCACUCACUGUGGUUCGCUACCUGAAGUGCCACGAGCCAGAAAAACACUACACCUAUGUUGUCCGUGUUGGCAGGGAAUGCCAGGCAGAGCCUAUGCAUGUUGUUAGAACCUACCCUGAAUUUCUGGAGCUCUACCAAAAGCUAGUCCGAAUGUUUCCAUUGGCCAAGUUCUAUCCCCUGCCCAAGGGAUCACUGGUGGGCCGCAGCAACACACGCGAAGUGGCGCAGCGGAGGAUGCAGGAGCUGGGUGCAUUCCUUACAUCCCUCACCAAGAUGGCAGAAGAGGUGUCCCACUGCAGCCUGGUGUACACUUUCUUCCACCCUCUUUUGCGUGACCAAGAAGGUAUGGCUGAGGAUGAGAACGAGUGUGACAACCUCCGUCAGAUCAGCCAGAGGGUCAAUCUGUCUAAGGGCAUUGUUGGCCGAAUAAAGCUGUCCAUCGUUUACAAGGCAAACGCCCUGUCCAUCAUGGUAAUGCAUGCAGAGAACCUGGCUUGUAUGCGCAAGUCUUUGCCAGACUGCUACAUUAAGGCAUACCUUCACCCAGACCCGGAGAAGGUAACCAAAAGGAAGACCAAAGUGGUGUUCAAGAACAACCACCCAACCUUUAUGGAGAUGCUCGAGUACAACUACCCACACGCAUUCGUAGCGGAAAGGGUGUUGGAGGUGUCUGCGUGGGACCAUGACAGAGUCCAAGAAAAUGAGUUCUUGGGAGCGGCCAUCAUAGAUCUGUCACGUAUGGAUUUGACAAGGGAGAGCACACACUGGUACCACCUGAAUGCUGUGAGAUACAAGUUUCGUUGAUGCAUCAGCAUUUUGCUUGGUGUUCAACCGUCUUUGAUUUCUAUGUCUUGUGUGUUUGUGUCUGUACAAAUGUGGGAUCAAAAGACAUAGAAAAGUGUUAUACUUAGGUGUGUGUUAGCGAAUGUGUUGUUUUUAAUGCAAUGAAAGCACCGCUGGACAAUGUGUGUGUCGCUUGCUUUAGUGGUGGUCAGGAACAGAGACAGAGAUGGGCAGUUCUGUGUACAGCAUAGGUAGUGAGACUUAAUAUAAUCUCUGAUAUACAGCAAGUUCUUUUUCAUAUUGUGUUUGUUGUAUUGUCUCACAAUAGCUCCUUUCAUAGAAACUUUGUCAGCAUACUCUUGUCUGUACAGCAUCUUUUUCCUACCUUAUAAGAGAUUUAGUUCCAUAUUUCACAAGUCAUUGGUGUUAUAUCAUGCAGUGUUGCUCACCUCUCUGCUGCUUAUUUGGUUACAUUCUCAUCGUGCAUGCGGUGCAUGCAGUGCUGUACUGCUAAUAUUCAGGGGGUGUAUGUACUAUAUAGUCUAUUUUUCUAUGACUCUUAUAUACAACAUUUACAAACUUAGUCUUUUGAAGCAGCUUUACAUGUGCUAUUAAUAUACAAGCCACUUUUUGCACUGAAAGUGUCUCAUUUCUUUGACUGGUUUCAAACGCUGCUGACAUUCUUGAUUUCCUUCUCGUUUCUGGUCUGUAACAUCCACUGAUGUUGUAACUCACUUUUAUUAUACUAUAUUUUAGUGCUCUGAUACAGUGGCAACUUUUUUUUUUGGACCAUAUUUUCUUUCUCCUUUACUUAUACUAGUAUUAAAGCUGAAUCCCAAAUAAGCUGCUUUUGGCAGUUAAUGCUGUCUUAUUUUCUAUGAUGUGUACAAAAAAAUUUGCAGGCAUGAUAUAUAUUGUAAUAGGCUGAAGAAGGCUGAACAAAAUGUUUUUUUUUAUGUAGCCACACACUAGGUGUUUUUAUUGCUACAUGUCUGUGUUGCAUACAUUAUUGAGGAUUCAUGUGUUUCUGUAACAGUGUGCUUGGUGGCACAAGUUAUGCCAUUGCUUAUUGGAGAAUGGAGUGCACAAAAGCAAAACAUUCUUUAUGGCUGCAAGAUAUUAUAUGGAGUGAGGUUGUGUAUUACCGUGUGCUAAGUUUAGCACUGUUUUGCACAUUAAUGAAGGGCAGCGAAUGCAGGUGUUGUGGCACCACCCAGUACAUAUUCACUGUACACCCACAGGGAACUUUUUUUCACUGUAAUUUCAUGGAACUGGACUUGUACACUCAUGGAAUUUGCAGUGUGAGUGUUUUGUACAUGUGCAAAUGAAUUCAACCUUGUCACAAUUGUGUGCUAGGUGUAGCAUAUCUGCUUCACAGUGCGUGUUUUCUCCUGCAGCUAAAAUUUCCACUCAUACUUGUUAUGGCUCUAUGCAUUUGGUACACAAAGCCGUGAACUUUCAUGUUAAGUUAUGCCACCUAAGUGUAAAGCUUUGCCGUUUCAAUUUCUUUCUUAGCUAAAAAAAUUUGUGGUCUUCCUCUGUCUCGUCGCUUAGCAGAGUAGGAAUUUUGCAUGCUCAAGGAUUACAUACUUUCUUCGUGAUAUACAGAUACAAAGUGCCUUCAUCUGCUGUGUGGAGCCAAAAAUAAUAAUAAUAAAGCCAUGGACUUGUGUUACUCAGCAUUGUGUUAUGUACUUGAAUCUGUGUUCCUAUGUGAAUAGGCAAAUUA